Lolium perenne is the source of this 1164-nucleotide messenger RNA. RefSeq lists its product as uncharacterized. NCBI's taxonomy places the organism in Eukaryota, Viridiplantae, Streptophyta, Magnoliopsida, Poales, Poaceae. The record is from RefSeq and is a predicted model, not a curated record.
ACCGUCCGCGCGUAUCCGUGUGUCCGGAGGAUGACCCAAACGAUAAAAACAUAUGUUCAAGCGCGUCAGUUUGGGUCUCCCGUUAGAGAUGCCCUUAGGGUCCCGGGGAUGCGGUUUCUUAGAGUUCAGGGGUGCGGGGCCGCCAAAGCUGGAGAAGGCGGUUCGGAUUAGAGGAAAGUCGGGGCCGGUUGUGGGCUGUGGUCGUGGAGGGUUGGGUAGCGAGGCACCGAGGGAGCGAUGCGGGCCACGUGUGGUGGUGGCAGGUGGCAUGGCCGACGACAGAGGCGGGGGCUUCGCUUAAGAAGAAAAGAGGAAGGAGACGGUGUGGUUAUGGUGGGCCAGGCCCACGAUAGGUGUGUGCAUUUUGUGACGAUUUGACGGAGCAGAAAUUGGGCCAAGUUUUUGAAGCUUGAAGUGAGCCUAGUUGGGCCUAUUGUUUGGAGAACUCGUGGUUCGUGUAUCCAUUGUAGACUUCGUUUUACUCCCCCCAAAAGAAAAAUCAUGAGAAACUUUGUAGGCUGGACAAGAAGAAAGAAAGGGAAACAAAGCGUGUCCAUUAUUUGAGUCGGAGCCGGAAGCAGACACGAAUACACGAUCGCGAUCUCCUUUUCUGAUCCCCAUAAUAAGCUAGGGAGAUAGUAUAGGCAGAGGAUCCCAAACAAGUCGAAAUCAGACAUGGCGGCGGCACUUCGGCAGGCGGGGAAGAGGCUCGGCGGCGACGUGGUCCAGCGGUCAAGGUCGGCAAUUACGUCGGAGAAGGGGCGGCGGUUGCCGGCAAGGUUCCUCCACAACCCUACCAUGGCGACCGCAGCGGAUGACAGCACCGCGGUGGCCCGCUUCGCCGAGAUCCUGGAGAAGAAGGAGGAGCUGUUCGAUCUCGUCGCAGACUUCCACACAACUUGCAGGACUCCCUUGAGCAUGUCAUGGGGGCACAGCCAGCUGCUGCACCGGCUGUCUACACAGAUCGAGCCGAGACCGAUGGAUCCUUUAUGGCGCGCGUGCCGGAGAGCGCAACGGGAAACCAGCUUCUUCACCGCUCUGGGCAUGUGUACCGCGGGGAUCUCCGGUGUCUACGGUCUGCACUGGUUGAAGAAGAAGUACGCACGAGCUGAAGUCUCAACCAAUGGGGCAUUGCAUCCUUGAAAUUUACCAGGAGCUAGAUAC